UUUUCGUUCUUAUCCUCAGCCUGCUUCUUUCCUUGCUUAAGAGCUCUUUCUCUCUCUUUUUCCUCCGUUUCUUGGGUUCCUUUAUGGAAUGUGUAUCCAUAUCUUUGAUUUAAAUCGCUGCCAAGAUUCAUAUUUCUUUGUAAUAAUGCUCUUCUGUAAAUGCCUUUUAACAGAACCCUAAAGCUGCAACCUUCCCUUCUCAGAGAACGUAUAGAAAGAAAACAACACCAAAGAAUUAAACUCCCUUCUUCAUUGAUUUUUUGAAUACCCCUGUAUUGGUUCUUUGAUUCCUUUUCUUCUUCUUCUUCUUCUUCUGUUUUCUAUGUUUGUAUAGAAUUUCACAUACGGAGUUGGGUUUCUUCGCUUGAAACAUGGUUUCUAGUUGCUGCUUAGACCAAUUAAAUUUAUUGUCUACCGAUGAUUUUCGAGUCAUGAAUCGGAUCCCGCGAGUCAUGAAGGUAUCAGGAGUCAUAUCUGAUUUCGGAGAAGAUCAGCAAGCUAUGCCACGGAAAAGGGUUAUUAUCGUUUCCAACCAGUUGCCUUUACGUGCGUGGAGGGACUCGGUCUCCAAUGAAUGGUGCUUUGAAUUUGACGAGAAUGAUCUCCUUGCUCUGCUGAGAGACGCUUUCCCUCCUGAUACAGAGGUGCGAUACGUUGGGACGUUGAAAGCUGAUGUAGACACAGCGGAUCAAGAGGAGGUGGCUCAAGUUCUGCACGACAAGUUCAGUUGCGAAACCAUAUUUCUGCCCGUGGAUAUGCGGAACGAGUUUUAUCAUGGCUUUUGUAAACACUAUCUAUGGCCUUUGUUUCAUUACAUGAUGCCCAUGACGGGGAACGAUGGGGGACGUUUCGAUCGUUCACAGUGGAUGGCUUACGUGUCUGCUAAUAGAAUAUUUGCUGAUAAAGUUCUGGAAGUAACGGAUAGAGAUGAUGAAGAUGAAGAUCAUGUUUGGGUGCAUGAUUAUCAUCUUAUGGCUUUACCUACUUUCUUGAGGAGACGGUCUAAUAGGGUAAAGCUUGGCUUUUUUCUACACAGUCCAUUUCCUUCAUCUGAUAUGUAUAAAACUUUACCUGUUAGAGAUGAAAUUCUUAGAGCUUUGCUAAAUUGCGAUUUGAUUGGCUUCCAUACAUUCGAUUACGCUAGGCAUUUCUUGUCUUCUUGUCGAAGGAUUUUGGGCUUGCAUUCUGAGUCCAACAGGGGUCACAUUGCAUUAGAAUAUUAUGGGAGGACUGUGACUAUUAAGAUUUUGCCUGCUGGGAUUCAUAUGGGGCAACUUGAAUCUAUGAUGUCCGAGGAAAGCACCCUUAGGAUGGCUAAGGAGCUGAAGCAUAAGUAUGAGGGGAAAAUUAUGAUGGUUGGCGUCGAUGAUUUGGACUUGUUUAAGGGAAUUCCUCAGAAAUUUUCAGCCAUGGGGGAGCUUUUGGAAACGAAUCAGGAAUUGAGGGGCAAAGUGGUGUUAGUACAGAUUACAAACCCGGCGAGGAGUUUAGGCCGGGAUGUGCAACAACUUCUGGAUGAGGCCAAUAGCAUUGCCAAGGAGGUCAAUAACAAAUAUGGGGAACCUGGAUACCAGCCAAUAGUUUUCCUCAAGGGACCUGUCACUACACAAGAGAAGCUUGCAUAUUAUGCAGUUGCCGAGUUUUGUGUGGUGACUCCUGUAAGAGAUGGGAUGAAUUUGGUGCCAUACAAGUAUACUGUUUGUAGACAGGGCUGCCCUGCUUUAGAUAGGGCAUUGGGGGUCGAUGAAAACUCGCCUCCCAAGAAUAGUGUCAUCAUUGUCUCUGAAUUCAUUGGCUGCUCACCCUCUCUAAGUGGGGCAAUCCGUGUCAAUCCAUGGAAUAUUGAUGAAAUGGCUAAUGCAAUGUAUAGAGCCAUUGAUUUGUCGGAGACGGAGAAACAUUUGCGCCAUGAGAAGCAUUACAAGUAUAUUAGCUCUCAUGAUGUUGCUUAUUGGGCUCGGAGUUUUGAUCAGGACCUCGUGAGAGCUUGUAGGGAUCAUUAUCACAAGAGGUAUUGGAGAGUUGGACUUGGUUUAGCGUUUAGGCUUGUUGCUUUGGAGCCUAACUUCAGGAAGCUCCUAGGGGAUACUCUCAACUCUGCCUACAAGAUAACCAGUAGCCGAUUGAUCCUUUUGGACUACGAUGGCACUAUGAUGCCUCCAACUUCAGUGAACAAGGGGCCUAGUCAUGAGGUUAUUUCGGUUUUGAAUCGUUUAUGCGAUGACCCCAAAAACAUUGUUUUCAUUGUGAGCGGCAGGGACCGGGAUACCCUAAGCAAGUGGUUUUCUUCAUGUGAGAAAUUGGGUAUUGCAGCCGAGCAUGGAUACUUUACAAGGUGGACUAGGGAUUCCGCAUGGGAAACCUACCGCUCGGUGGACUUGAGUUGGAAAGAGGUUGUUGAACCUAUAAUGCAACUUUACAUGGAGGCAACUGAUGGGUCAUGCAUAGAGAACAAAGAAAGUGCAGUCGUCUGGCACCAUCAAGAUGCCGACCCUGAUUUCGGUUUAUUCCAAGCUAAGGAGCUUCAUGAUCACUUGGAGAAUGUUCUAGCCAAUGAGCCCGUUGUUGUUAAAAGGGGGCAACACAUAGUUGAGGUUAAGCCACAGGGACUGAGCAAAGGCAUUGUUGCGGAAAAUCUGAUAUCAAGCAUGAGAAGUAAGGGCAAAUCACCAGAUUUUCUGCUUUGCAUAGGAGAUGAUCGUUCAGAUGAAGAUAUGUUUGAGAGCAUUGCUCGCUCAUCUGCCAACCCUACCUUACCGGCCAUAGCAGAGAUAUUUGCUUGCACUGUUGGGCAAAAACCAAGUAUGGCAAAAUAUUAUGUUGAUGACAUUGUUGAAGUCAUUGGACUGCUUCGAGGGAUUCCGGAAGCAACAGUACAGCCAAACUGACUUAGAGAAAAUUAGUGAAAAAAAAAAUCGAAACAAAAGGAACAAUGUUUACAAAAGGAUUUAUUUAGGGCUAAUGGCAUAUAGGAAACCUUGUGCAGACAAUACUUUUUAACAGAUUUCAUUACCUAGAAAUGCUACACCGCUGGUUCAUGUUCUUUUAUUAUACCUAUAUCAAUAUCAAGCAAAUUUCUUGUCUAAGAA
Molecule: messenger RNA, 3089 nt
Organism: Gossypium raimondii (Peruvian cotton)
Lineage: Eukaryota; Viridiplantae; Streptophyta; Magnoliopsida; Malvales; Malvaceae
Product: probable alpha,alpha-trehalose-phosphate synthase [UDP-forming] 11
Exons: 3
Coding region: 372-2888 (838 amino acids)
Biological process (GO): trehalose biosynthetic process
Cellular component (GO): cytosol
Molecular function (GO): catalytic activity
Source: RefSeq, a predicted model, not a curated record